AGCAAUUUGUCCGUACGGUAAUAACAAAUUAGUCCACCGAAAUUAAAAUCAUUAAUUAUAUAUAUUAGGGGUUAGGCAACGGUUAUUAAUUACUUGACUUGAAACUGUGAAGUCGCCAUUUUACUGAUUCAUAAUUUCAUCGCCGACCACUCUCUCCCUCUCCCUCCAAAGCGCUCUUUCUUGAAACAGUUACAAAAUAUUGGCCUCGCUGUUUCUUUCUACUUGAAGAAUGCCCAUUUCCUGUUCAUUUUUAACCAUUUUGAGCAGCAAGUAAUUAUUUAAUCGUUUACUUGAUUUACAUCCAAAAAGGAAGAUAAUAUUUCAUUUUACUUCGUUUAUAAUAUUUCCUUGUUUCCGAGCGCAAACCAUUUGGAAUUGAAUUGCUAGUCUGAAAAGCAUGAUUGAAGUGUCGGUUUAUAAUAGUUGGUAUGAUUAUCAAAUGAAUUUCUAGAAACAUAUUCUUUGCUUGUGAUUUGGGUUACUGGAAUCUUCUUGUAAGGUACAUGGAAGGUAAGUCAAUGGAAUUUUGUGCUCACAGGUCUUCAUUGAUUUAUUUACUUUUUUUUUUCCCGGAGGGAGUAGAUAAAGCUAGCUAUUGGAAGAUUGACCUUGACUUACUUUUUAUAAGAUUAAUGGCAGUAGCAAGACUAUUUGUCAUUAGCAAACAUGGAGGAUCAGAAGACAGAUUGUUCCAGCAUUAUUUCUGAUAUGGGCGCAAAGGGUCUCGUUUGCCAUUAUCAGUUUGAAGAAGGGUCGUCUCAGUUUGUUUUUCUAGACAUUGACAAAGAAACAGGAGGCGCCAGUAUCAACAACUCCCUUAGUUUCUCCACCAGCACUUAUCUGCAUUUUAUCUCUUCAUCUAAUGGCUUGCUUUUAUUGUCUAGUUUUGGGGAGAAUCAGCUCAACUAUCAUGUAUUCAAUCCCUUUACCAAGCAGUCUGUGACUCUUCCACCGCAUGGUAUUACCAGGCAAGUCAUCAGGUCAGGUCUCGCUUUUGAUGGAAAACAGUAUCAGGUUGUGCUUGUACAUGCUUUCAAAGAUGAAGAGAAUGGCUUGGGCCCGCUUGCUGAUGAUGUUGAACUGGAAAUCUUCUCUUCCGAAACUGGGGCUUGGAGAAACCAUCAACCUUUGAGUUUGUCUUUGAAUGUUGAAGUACCUGUCUGUGAGUUUCCUCAGUUGAACGCAACCCCACUUUUUUCCAAUGGAGCUAUUCAUUGGGAAAUAAGUGGACGGUUGCUUGUUUAUCAUGUUAAAGAUGAUUACUGUGAAGUAAUUGAACUGCCAAAUGUUUUUGAAGAUUGGUCCUGGCAAUCAACAAUGACUUACAGGCGAUGCUUGUGGGAAUCUGAGGGGAGAGUACACUACACUUACACUGAUUUUGAUGGGGUUCAUACCUGGAAUCUCCUCAAGGAAUAUGAGCAUGAUGUCUACUCACACAAUAAUGUCUAUGACAGCGAAAAAUUCAGUGGGAGCCUCACAACAUAUCUCCUUUUGCUUAUGUUGAAGAUUCCGAGACCAUGUAUUUGCAGCUUCCAGGAAUUGUUGUAGCAUACAAUACCAAAAAUCGAGUUUUGCAGAAAGUAUGCAGGUACAAAUUUCCAGGCAUCGAUUUUAAUUGCUGUUUUUUCUUCCCCUCCAUCCACAGCAAUGAGUGCCACCAGAAAAAUGCAAGUAAAUCACUACGAGUUGGAGAAGUGGUUGAUUUACCUAUAGAAAAAGAGGUGACUUCGUUUACGUUUUAAGUGGAGUUUUAUUGUACUAGCGUUCCACUUCUCGUAUAGCUUCUUGCAUCGUAAAUUCAAUUUGAUUUCCAGCUAA
This is a messenger RNA of Populus nigra (black poplar), 1818 nucleotides long. RefSeq lists its product as uncharacterized. The coding region runs from base 667 to 1548 and encodes 293 amino acids. The record is from RefSeq and is a predicted model, not a curated record. The transcript has 2 exons. Lineage: Eukaryota; Viridiplantae; Streptophyta; Magnoliopsida; Malpighiales; Salicaceae.